This is a messenger RNA of Phycodurus eques (leafy seadragon), 693 nucleotides long. Its product is annotated as voltage-dependent calcium channel gamma-1 subunit-like. Gene Ontology annotation, biological process: calcium ion transmembrane transport; regulation of calcium ion transmembrane transport via high voltage-gated calcium channel. The coding region runs from base 1 to 693 and encodes 230 amino acids. The record is from RefSeq and is a predicted model, not a curated record. NCBI's taxonomy places the organism in Eukaryota, Metazoa, Chordata, Actinopteri, Syngnathiformes, Syngnathidae. The transcript has 4 exons. Gene Ontology annotation, cellular component: L-type voltage-gated calcium channel complex; membrane. Gene Ontology annotation, molecular function: calcium channel regulator activity; voltage-gated calcium channel activity.
AUGGAAAAGCGCACCAAGAUAAACAUUGCCAUUUUUGUGCUGCUGGUGGGCAUGGCCUGCAUGUUCACGGCCGUGGUGACGGACUACUGGGCCGUGCUCAGCCCUCAGGUGAAGAAUGUCAACGAGACGUGCGAGGCGGCUCACUUCGGCCUCUGGAGGCUGUGCAAGAAGCAAAUCUACAUCAGCGCUGACGACUUCCAGGAGAAGCACGGCUGCGGACCCAUCACCCUGCCUGGAGAUGAAAACUGCACUUACUUCGGCCACUUUACUCCUGGACAGGACACUGAGAUAUUUGAACACAAAACACAGAAAGAGUACAACAUCUCUGCUGCAGCCAUCUCCAUCUUCAGUCUGGCCUUCAUGAUUUUAGGGUCUCUGUGUUUGAUUGGCUCAUGCACGGGUAAAGGCAAAGGAAGACUAUACCUCCUCAAACCUUCCGGAAUGUUUUUUGCCUUUUCAGGUCUGUGUUCGUUCAUCUCACUGGAGGUGAUGCGUCAGUCAGUCAAACGCAUGAUCGAGAGCGAGGACACCAUCUGGAUCCAGUACUACUACAGCUGGUCCUUCGCUUGUGCCUGCGUUGGCUUUGUCCUUCUCUUUCUCACUGGCAUCGCCCUCCUCAUCCUCUCCAUGCCACAAAUGCCCAGGAACCCGUGGGAGACCUGCAUGGACGCCGAGCCCGAGCAAGUGGAGUGA